CCAGGAAAUCACAGGUUAGUGUGUGCAAUGCGGAAUGAAAAUGUCCUUCCAACCAGGAGAAAGCAAUGGAAAUGCGUAACGCUGCAACACUGCGACGUGUAAUUCCAAGCUCUGUUCGUGGAUGAGUCCCGCUGAUCUCCAGUCAGUGUCACGACCAGCCUAGAGGCCAGAACUGAGUCCCUGCCGGGAGCGAGUCGGAUGUGAGCGCGUCUGCAGGAGCUGAGAUGUCAUUUAGAAGUGCAGAGGGCAUGUCCAUCAUGCAGGCCUUGGCUAUGACCGUGGCUGAGAUACCGGUGUUCCUGUAUUCCACCUUUGGACAGUCUAUAUUCUCUCAGCUGAAGUUGAGCCCUAAUCUGAAGAAGGUUCUGUUCGCGACUGCGCUGGGCAGCGUCGCUCUGGCACUGACCGCACAUCAGUUAAAGAGACGGGGCAGGAAGAGGAAACAGGUGGUGGGUAAAGAAGCACAGAAACCUGUGGGCAUCCCAGAUCAGCUGCUCCGAACCAGCCGGCCGGCCUCGCUCAAGAGAGGUCCGGCUCCAGGUCGGCAGAUGAUGAGUCCCAGCACCCGCAGUAAUGACACGCUCAGCGGCGUCUCGUCUCUCGCACAAAGCAAACACUCGAGCUCUUCACACAGCAUCGCCUCUAUGCGAGUCCCCUCCUCUCCCAACCAAUCAGUGAACACCGGGAUGCCGUGGGAGGCGGAGCCUGUGGCAGAGGAGGCGGGAGGCGGAGAGGAUGCCAAUGCUGAGAACCUGUAUCUCAUGGGUAUGGAGCUUUUUGAGGAAGCCCUUCGGAAGUGGGAACUGGCUUUAAACAUCAGACACAGAGAUCACUCCGGUGCAUCUGGCUCCAGCAGUCUCGCCCCGCAAGGCUCAGAACUUGUUGAGCGUCAUUCGCCUGAACUUCAUAAUCAUGAGUUUGCGGAGAAGCUGGAAUCUCUGCUGCACCGAGCCUAUCAUCUUCAGGAAGACUUCGGCAGCACCAUCCCGCCGGACAGCCUGCUCGCUGAUCUGGAGAGUGAAGGAACGCUGAUUCUGCCCACAGUGGGAAGCUCCCAUCCGAUCCGGGACGACGAUGCCACGACAGUCACGUCGGACGACUCGUUCUUCUCUGCGGCUGAGUUGUUUGAGACGUUCUCACUAGAGGACACGUAUCAUCCGCUGAAGCCGGCAGCUCUGUACGAAGAAGCAUUAGGUUUAGUGAGAGAUGGAAAUGUGACAUGCAGAUCACUGAGAACUGAACUUCUGGAGUGUUACAGCGAUCAUGACUUCCUUGCCAAACUGCACUGCGUUCGACAGGCCUUCCAGGUGCUACUGCUGGAUGAGAGACACAGAAUGUUCUUCAUGGAAACAGGGAAGCGGAUGAUAUCUGGACUCCUGGCCAAAGCCAACAAGAGUCCAAAGGCGUUUCUGGAGAGUUAUGAUGAAAUGUUGCAGUACACGCAGAGAGAAGAGACGUGGCCAGUCACCAAGAUGGAGCUGGAUGGACGAGGGGUGGUCUGUAUGAACUUCUUUGACAUUGUGCUGGACUUCAUCCUGAUGGAUGCGUUUGAAGAUCUGGAAAGUCCUCCGUCUUCUGUGGUCGCGGUUCUGAGGAACCGAUGGCUCUCGGAUAGUUUCAAGGAGACGGCAUUGGCUACAGCUUGUUGGUCUGUCCUAAAAGCCAAAAGGAGACUGCUAAUGGUUCCUGACGGUUUCAUUGCCCAUUUCUAUGCCAUCUCUGAACAUGUGAGUCCAGUUUUGGCUUUCGGGUUUCUGGGGCCCCGACAGCACCUCAGUGAGGUGUGCACCAUAUUCAAGCAACAGAUCGUGCAGUAUCUGAAGGACAUGUUUGACCAUGAUAAGGUGCGUUUCACGUCCAUCCCGUCUCUGGCCGAAGACAUCCUCAGUCUGUCCCACAGACGGGCAGAUAUCCUGGUGGGUUACCUGGGCAUUGACAGACUACCUGAGACCAAUGGAAGUCUACCCAAGAGCCCUUGCCAAGCCGCCAGCGGGCAUCCAGACGUCAGUGAGCAGCAAGACUGAGGUGCAGAAUGCUUGAUGUCCUAAUCUAGUUUUGAAAGGUCCUAGGUCUCAUUUAUCUAUUCUUCAUCAGCAUGACUGGAAAGAGUUACUGCUACAGUCUCGUUUCAUCGAAUAUUUAGAGAGAUAAACCACUACAGACUUAUCUGAGGUCAACCGAGGCCUUUCCUUGCAAAUUUCAGUUUGCCACCGAAUAUCCAGCGCUGCUAAAUAGACACCUCAAUUUUAAGAACUGGGAUUCGCCUUGAUCGACGAAUGCUUCGGGAACCGAUUCUUUCUGAAACCAUUGAACAACUCGCCAUGAUCUGAAGGAACUGAAUAAAAAGCAUCUUUUAGCCAAACAGUGCAGCCUUGUUUUGAGUUGCAGAUCUUCUCAAUCAAACCCACACCGUAUCAACUGAUGCCUCUUUCGUUGAGAAUCUUGCUUUUUUCCCUUUCUUUUUUUUUGCCUGGUCGGUUUGCAGAUUAUUAAGUAUAAACGCGUGUUGUUGAGCGUUUAUGCUUGUGCCAAUGGCCAAAUAAAGUCUUGCACUGAACACAAUGAAGAGGGAGAAUCAAGACAGACUUAUGAACAUUAGAGUAAGUCUGUCAGCACGUUUUAGAUGUGAAGGCAGUUUGAGGGAUUUUAAAGAGAGACUCACACAGGAAGUGCGUCAUUAUAACAGGAUGUAGCGGUCAGAUCACAUUAGCUGAGCUCACUUGUGUCCUCUGAGAGUUGCUGUAGCCCUUGUGGUUUGU
Molecule: messenger RNA, 2759 nt
Organism: Rhinichthys klamathensis goyatoka
Lineage: Eukaryota; Metazoa; Chordata; Actinopteri; Cypriniformes; Leuciscidae
Gene: miga2
Product: mitoguardin 2
Exons: 16
Coding region: 225-2024 (599 amino acids)
Biological process (GO): mitochondrial fusion
Source: RefSeq, a predicted model, not a curated record